Messenger RNA from Acanthosepion pharaonis, 675 nucleotides. The record is from the annotation of a GenBank genome assembly. Lineage: Eukaryota; Metazoa; Mollusca; Cephalopoda; Sepiida; Sepiidae.
AUGCACUCGUUAACCAUUUCUUCAGGUCUAUCUAUCUAUCUAUCUAUCUAUCUAUCUACAUAUCUAUCUCAGUCGUUUCGUAUCUAUCUAUCUAUCUAUCUAUCUAUCUAUCUAUCUAUCUAUCUAUCUAUCUAUCUAUCUAUCUAUCUCAGUCUUUUCGUAUCUAUCUAUCUACAUAUCUAUCUCAGUCUUUUCGUAUCUAUCUAUCUACAUAUCUAUCUCAGUCGUUUCUAUCUAUCUAUCUAUCUAUCUAUCUAUCUAUCUAUCUAUCUCAGUCUUUUCGUAUCUAUCUAUCUAUCUAUCUAUCUAUCUCAGUCGUUUCGUAUGUGGCUAUCUAUCUCAUCGUUUCGUAUCUAUCUAUCUAUCUAUCUUUUUAUUUCAUUAUUCUGUGAUUCUUCCUCUUUUUCAUUCAUUCUAGCUCACGGAUUUCCAUCUUUUAUAACUCGCUUUCUAGUUUCUCGUUUUCUCUCCUUGUCUAAAUCCACCCCAUCACACACCCUGGAAUCUUUCCUCUCUUCCCAUUCAUUCUUCGAUUCCUCAAUUUCAUAUAUGUGUCGGUUUCUGUACAUACGUCUGGACGGAAAACGUUCUCAGACAGCAUUCCUUUCACUCACACUAUCUUGUCACCUUUCAGCACAAAAUCCCGCUCGAAGAACCCGCUGUGUACGUAAAUAG